Messenger RNA from Lactuca saligna, 306 nucleotides. NCBI's taxonomy places the organism in Eukaryota, Viridiplantae, Streptophyta, Magnoliopsida, Asterales, Asteraceae. The record is from the annotation of a GenBank genome assembly.
AUGAUCAAGAGAUGUUUCCAAAAGUUCCAAGAAUUCUUGAUGGGAUGCUUCGAAAGGUUGAUCCCAAUUGAAGAUGAAGACGAAGAUGAAGUUGUACCUGAAGCAUCCAUUCAUGAUAAUGAUACGAUAGUUACAUCACCAAUGAGGGAUUCUCCUGUCAAUUCGAAUGUUGAGGAGACUGGAGGUCUUGAUGUCUCUAUGAAAACAUCUAUUGUGGACACAACCAUUAAUCAAGGUGAUUACACGCAAGUAUCUACUCUUGCAGAGACAACUGUCAUACCACCCGAAGUAUCGAAUGCCAAAUAA